This is a messenger RNA of Durio zibethinus, 1964 nucleotides long. RefSeq names its product Tetratricopeptide repeat (TPR)-like superfamily protein (gene PDE247). NCBI's taxonomy places the organism in Eukaryota, Viridiplantae, Streptophyta, Magnoliopsida, Malvales, Malvaceae. Gene Ontology annotation, biological process: RNA modification. Gene Ontology annotation, molecular function: RNA binding; protein binding. The record is from RefSeq and is a predicted model, not a curated record.
ACAGUAAAAAGAAUCUUCUUAUAACAUCAAAAUAUCCACAUGUUUCAAUCAAGGAAAAAACAAAGUUUGUUUCUCAUCCUCAUUUACUCCAUUUUUGCUAAACAAAUUGCUUUCACCUGUGGUAAAGAAUUGAAUUAUUUAUGAAAUUUCUGAUAACAGAAAUUUGAAACUAUGAGCCUUCUUCCCGGCUUAACACCAACAAUUAUGAACCAGCCAGACCCUCUUAUCUCCCACCCAAAUCCCAAAACCCAAUCCAUAUUUUCUAAACCAAAUCACCAAGCCUCUCUCAAAACCUUAGACCCUGUAGUCUCAUGGACCUCUUCAAUUUCCCGCCACUGCCGUGCUGGCCAAAUAUCAGAAGCAGCUGCAGAGUUUACGCGCAUGAGACUUUCCGGGGUUGAGCCAAAUCACAUCACUUUCGUUACCCUUCUUUCGGGUUGUGCUGGUUUUCCAUCAAAAAGUGGAGUUUUGAGUUCUUUGAUUCAUGGGUAUGUUUGCAAAUUGGGGUUGGAUAAAGAAAAUGUGAUGGUGGGCACCGCGCUGGUGGAAAUGUACGCGAAAUGUGAACAAGUGGAAGUAGCUAAGCUGGUUUUUGAUGUGAUGAAUGUGAAGAAUUCGUUUUCAUGGAAUACAAUGAUUUACGGGUAUAUGAGGAAUGGGGAAUAUGAGAAGGCGGUUGAGGUGUUCGAUGAAAUGCCUCAAAAAGAUGUAAUUUCUUGGACUGCCUUGAUUAAUGGGUUUGCUAAGAGGGGUUUUUAUGAGGAAGCAUUGGAUUGGUUUCGAGAAAUGAUGAUUUUUGGGGUUGGGCCUGAUUAUGUGUCCAUAAUAGCUGUUCUCACAGCCUGUGCUAAUUUGGGAACUCUUAGUAUUGGCUUAUGGGUUCAUCGGCUUGUUUUGAAACAAAGUUUUAGGGACAAUGUUAGAGUAAAUAAUUCAUUGAUUGAUAUGUACUCACGAUGUGGGCGUAUAGAAUAUGCUCGUGAAGUUUUUGACAGGAUGCAGAAGCGAACAUUGGUGUCGUGGAAUUCAAUCAUCGUGGGGUUUGCUGUUAAUGGGCUUGCGGAGGAAGCUUUGAAAUAUUUUGAUUCAAUGCAGAAAGAAGGGUUUAAGCCGGAUGGAGCCAGCUUUACUGGAGCACUUACUGCUUGCAGCCAUGCAGGUUUAGUGGAUGAAGGGCUCCGCCAUUUUGAUAUUAUGAAAAGAGUUUAUAGAAUACCCCCUAGGAUUGAGCAUUUCGGUUGCAUAGUCGAUCUUUAUAGCCGUGCUGGGAAGUUGAAAGAAGCAUGGGAUGUAGUAAGAAAUAUGCCCAUGAAGCCAAACCAAGUUGUAUUGGGGUCAUUGCUAGCUGCAUGUAGGAAUCAUGGCGAUAUUAGCUUAGCUGAAAGGAUAGUGAGUAACCUUGUGGCAUUGGACCCUGGUUGUGAUUCCAAUUAUGUACUUCUUUCAAACAUAUAUGCAGCAGUUGGAAGAUGGGAGGGAGCAAGCAAAGUUAGGAGGCGAAUGAAAGCACUUGGGAUACAAAAGAAACCAGGUUUUAGUUCAAUUGAGAUUGGUGGUUGUGUUCAUGAAUUUGUUGCUGGUGACAAGUCACAUAUCAAAAAAGAAUGUAUUUACAUGAUGCUAGAGUUGCUCUCUUUGAUUUAAUGUCAUCUGGGUAUGCUCCUGAAACUGUUGUAAGAAAAUUAUAUGAAAGCGAUUAAACCUAUCUGUGAGUAAUAAAGAAACAAGAACAUUGAUUCUUUCAUAGUUAGGCGAAUCACUUUCAAUGUUAGUUGUUUUUUUCUUUUUAAAUGGUAUUAAUAGCAAAUUUGCAAUGGCGAUAGAGAGAUUAUUGAUAAUGCUGGAGGAGUCAAGGUUUAAUUAAAACUUGAACCUCCGUUUUGGAUGUGAGAUGUGGUUAUCAAUUAUCAUUGCCACGAUCAUUGCCAUUAGAAAGAUUUAUGCGAAGCGCCAUAUGAAAGCUU